This is a messenger RNA of Kwoniella shivajii, 1098 nucleotides long. RefSeq names its product casein kinase I isoform delta-A. The transcript is spliced from 5 exons. Gene Ontology annotation, biological process: endocytosis; signal transduction; peptidyl-serine phosphorylation. Gene Ontology annotation, molecular function: protein serine/threonine kinase activity; ATP binding. The record is from RefSeq and is a predicted model, not a curated record. Gene Ontology annotation, cellular component: nucleus; cytoplasm. Bases 1 to 1098 code for a protein of 365 amino acids. NCBI's taxonomy places the organism in Eukaryota, Fungi, Basidiomycota, Tremellomycetes, Tremellales, Cryptococcaceae.
AUGGCAUACGGUGUUCCACAAAAUAGGAUGACUUCUAUGGAUUUAAGAGUAGGUGGGAAGUAUAGAAUCGGAAAGAAGAUCGGUAGUGGUUCUUUCGGUGAUAUCUAUCUCGGUGUCAACAUCGUCUCAGGAGAGGAGGUCGCUAUCAAGCUCGAGUCUGUCAAAGCAAAACACCCUCAACUAGAAUACGAGUCUAAGGUCUAUAAGACUCUAGCCGGUGGUGUCGGUGUACCUUUUGUAAGAUGGUACGGUACUGAGUGUGAUUACAAUGCAAUGGUGUUGGAUUUACUUGGUCCAUCCCUCGAAGAUCUUUUCAACUUCUGCAAUCGAAAAUUUUCCCUCAAAACCGUCCUCCUCCUCGCCGACCAAUUAAUCUCUCGAGUAGAGUACAUCCAUUCACGAAACUUCAUUCACCGAGACAUCAAACCUGACAACUUCUUGAUGGGUAUCGGUAAACGUGGUAACCAAGUGAAUGUUAUUGAUUUCGGUUUGGCUAAGAAGUACCGAGACCCCAAGACCCACCUCCAUAUCCCUUACAGAGAGAACAAGAACCUUACCGGUACUGCUCGAUACACCUCCAUCAACACUCACUUGGGUGUCGAGCAAUCUCGAAGAGAUGACUUGGAAUCUCUGGGCUACGUCCUCAUGUAUUUCCUUCGAGGUCAACUUCCCUGGCAAGGUCUCAAGGCUGCUACUAAGAAGCAAAAGUACGAUCGAAUUAUGGAGAAGAAAAUGACUACCCCCACCGAAGUCCUUUGUCGAGGAUUCCCCAACGAAUUCGCCAUCUACCUAAACUACUGUCGUAGCCUCCGAUUCGACGACAAGCCCGAUUACUCAUACCUCCGAAAGCUUUUCAGAGACUUGUUCGUUCGAGAAGGUUUCCAAUACGAUUACGUUUUCGACUGGUCCGUCCAACCCUCUGCCAAAGUUCAACAUCAACAACAAGAUGAUGGACAAUUAGCUGCUCAACAGCAAGCUGCGGGAUUGAUGCAACAGAAGAGAAGGGUCAUGCCUGAAGAGCAACUGGGACAAGAGAAUCAAAACCAAAGAUUGCUUAGAAGUCAAACUCGCAACAAUACCAGAGAACAGAAUUGGUAA